Molecule: messenger RNA, 2028 nt
Organism: Acanthocheilonema viteae
Lineage: Eukaryota; Metazoa; Nematoda; Chromadorea; Rhabditida; Onchocercidae
Source: the annotation of a GenBank genome assembly
AUGACGUUGGGACGAAUUUGUAUGACUGAAUCACGAUUGUAUCGCCUCAGACUUGCUUACAAGCUCAAUCCUGUAACUACUGCAAUAUUAAGAUGUAGCAGUAGUAGCAAGAGUACGAUACCAGAUGAUAAGCUAAGGACGCUACCCCAGGGAUUGCAAAAAUUGGCUAAAAUAAAGGUCGAAGACUGGCCUCACAUUAAUCCUGGUCCUCCUACUACUCACGAUGAUGUACCAAUUCCUUUCAAAAAAUUUGAAGAAGCAAAGAAAGACUUUAUGCCUACCUUCAAUUUGUAUUUCUAUAGUUCCAUAAUACUUUUUGCUGCAACCUUUUAUUGGGCAUUUUUCAUCGAAGAUAUUUGGCCAUACAAUGCACGAGCACCAGUAAAAUCAUAUCGAGAACGACAUAAGGCCAAAAAAUCCGAAUCAUCAAGUGAUGAUAGUUCAGGUGGAGACAAAGCACUAGCAGGUGCUGCUGCGUCUGGGACAGCAUUGGCUACUGAAAAGGAGGCAGAGGCAAGCGAUGAUAUUGAGAAAGGUGUGAAGACUGACACUUCUGCUGCUUCCCUAGCUUCAGUUAAGGAGAAAAAGACAAUAGUCAGUGAGGAAUCUGUAAUGCCGGAGAAGAGAAGUGCAGAGGGAUCAGAAAAAAUUAUAGUGGACCCGAAAAUCUUACCCGAAGAAAUACCUUAUCUGCUGAUAGGUUCCGGUACAGCGUCAUAUUACGCUGCUUUGGCAAUCAGGGCUCGGGAUGCAGAUGCUAAAGUGUUGAUAAUAGGUGAUGAGAAGCACCUGCCAUAUAAUCGACCUCCACUAUCAAAGGAACUGUGGUGGUAUGGAGAAGACCAGGUAGCGGAAACUCUGGAAUAUAGAGGUUAUAGUGGGAAGAAACGGGAUGUAUAUUUUGAAGCACCAGGAUUCUUCGUACCACCAGAUGAGAUUGAGUCAGCUGAACAUGGUGGUGUAUCCUUAAUUAGUGGACAUCGAGUUGUCAAACUUGAUUUGGCGACACAAACAGCUUAUCUUGAUGAUGGACGUUCACUGAAGUAUCAGAAAUGUCUCAUAGCUACAGGAGGUUAUCCAAAGUCAUUACCAGUGAUCGAAAAUGCUGAUGAGGAAGUGAAACGGAGAGUGACAUUUUUCCGAACGAUUGAUGAUUUCCGGAAAUUGGAUGAAAUAGUGCGAAAAAGUAAGUCUAUAACGAUUAUUGGCGGUAGUUUCUUGGGUUCGGAGUUAGCGAACUCAUUGAAUCGACGCUUUGGAGAGCAAGGAUUGCAAAUUUGUCAGGCAAAAAAAGGUAAUGUUGCUGAGAUUCUACCGCAGUUUUUGAGCAAGUAUACAACCAGCGAAUUACGUAAAAGUGGUGUUAACGUUAUGCCUGAGAAGGAACUUAAACGUGUAACAGUGGAUAAAAGUGGUAAACUUCGUUUGCAGUUAGCAACAGGAGAAAUUAUAAACACUGAUCACAUCAUUGUGGCAAUAGGUAUAUGUGCAAAUACCGAUUUGGCAAAAUCAUGCGGCUUAGAAAUUGACCCUGUGAAUGGUGGUUAUGUAGUUGAUGCCGAACUGCGUGCUCGGUCAAAUGUUUGGGUUGCUGGUGAUGCGAGUAGCUUUUACGAUGUUAAACUUGGUCGAAGAAGGAUGGAACAUUGGGAACAUGCGCAGAUAACCGGACGUCUCGCUGGUGAAAAUAUGACUGGAGCGAACAGACCAUACUGGCAUCAAUCUUCUUAUUAUUCUAUCUUAGCACCAAGUGUUCACUUGGAAGCAGUUGGUAGGAUUGAUUCGGGAUUGAGAACAGUGUCGAUUUUGGCAGAUACUAAAGAUAAUACUAAUGAGAUCAAAAAAGGAGUUGUGUUCUACCUUGAUGGCAAAAUUAUCGUGGGUGUAUUGCUGUUAAAUGUUUCUGGUCUAGGUAUUGAAAUUGCACGGCGGCUGAUUGCAGACGGACGUGAGCACGAUAAUUUCAAAGAACUUGCAAAGCUAUUCGAGCUACAUAAAAGAAGAGCAGACGAUGAAAAAGAGGAAUAA